Messenger RNA from Neolamprologus brichardi, 3160 nucleotides. The record is from RefSeq and is a predicted model, not a curated record. NCBI's taxonomy places the organism in Eukaryota, Metazoa, Chordata, Actinopteri, Cichliformes, Cichlidae.
AUUUUAGCCCCUCCCUCUUUAGGCCACUUCCAUAUUAUUGGCUGCCACUCAUAAACAGAAUGGAAGUGGGUGGGGCUUUGCUUCCUGAGAUAACCAUAUAAGGUAUUUCUCCUCUGUGUGACUUCUUACAGAUCCAGGAGUAGAAAAACUGCAACAUGUUAAUGAGUGUUGUGGAUAAAUCGUCUCAGACAUUCUGAGGAUGGAGGGAGAGAAAGAGACGUCUGAGGAGAAGGAGGAGGAAGAGGAGGGGGAGGAGAAGGAGCUUCAUCAGGAUCACCCCAUGGAGGCAUCUUCUCUGGACCAGGACCUUCCCAUCAUGCACUGGGAGGAACUGAGCCAGCGGAUAGCUGAGCUGGAGAAACAGGAGCAGGAGCGGAGGGAAAGGUCAAAGGAUGAGAUCGUGUUUGUUGUGUCUGAAGAGCCGCUGCCAUUUCACAACCACAGAAACCUGCAGCUGUGCUUCAUCAACAACAGCGACAGUGAAGAGGAGGAGGAGGAGGGGGCCAAUAAAAAGGUCACAAAGGGAACAGGGCACAAUGGUUGCCAUGCCGCUGGGUUGAAACAGGAAGUGGCCACGGCUCUGAGGACGUUGAGAGACAAGUUGCUGCCCUCACUCUGCUUUGCUUGUUUUCCAGCUCUGAGCUCCGAGCUGGUGGCCCACCUCCUGGUACGAGACCAGCUGAGGACGAAGCAGGACGCCAUGCUGCUGGACGUCCAGGACCUGACCUAACGCCAGAACGGCACGGCGGACGCCUCGCACAGUCUCUGCCCAGUGCUCCUUCUUUCAGCCUCUCUGGGACCAGGCCGACUGCUCGGGUGUGUCAGCCCCUCAGCUGUUUACUGCUGGUUCAUCUAAACUGACCAAUCAGCACCAUCCAGAGAAACGACGACGACAUGAUCCUGGAGGACUCACGUCGGUAUUCACAGAAAGGAAUAACGUUCAUAACAGAUUCAUCAGGACGGCCAAUCAGCUGCUGGCUUGUGACAGUUUAAAGUCUCGGUCGUUGUUCUGACUCCUGACAAUCGAGCUUGUUAUGUUUCUGUUGUUAGAGCAGCUCGUUCAUCUCACAGCAGCUCCGUAUGUGACGCCCAAGUUCAUCCUCAGCCUCAAACAAUCAUUGGAGCUCAUGUUCCUUUAAGGCCCGCCUCUCUAUAAGCACACUCUCUUCUGAUUGGUCAUCUAUUAAGUCCCUUGUCACCUGUUUUUCAGCAGGUGACAUGUUCAUGCAGCAUUUUCUCAGCAUGUUUCCAGGAUCACUAAAUCGUUCUGCUCCAAAACUGCACGACAGGGGUCUUCAUCUGCACCACAGAUUUACAGGCUCGACCUCUGAAAAUGAAACUGACAUUUUGGGAAAGGUUAGUAUAUUUUGCUGUGACGUUUGGAGAAAGCUGGAGCUUUUCAAAUCUUUUUUGAUACCUGUGCUCCUCUAAAUGCUCAUGUUAAGCCACCGUGGUAGCACGGUGUUAUUAUCCUCACUCUGUCCUACAAGAGGAUUUUUGUGGAGACUUUAUGUUCCUCAGAGGAUCCAUCGUCUUCGUCAAACAGCCUGUUUUUGCCUUGAGACACAGGUCGUAAAGCUACAGGAUGAAAUUUGGGAGACAUAAUCAUGGUCAGCAGACCAAAAACGGACUUUGAUGAACUCACGAGUCAAACGUUUGUGGUGAGCAACCCCCUGGAAACCUGCGGUUGCUAUCAGUACAUGUAUAUUCCCACCAACUGGUGAUGGGUUGCUGGUUAUCACUGGGUGAAAAUGGGUUGCAAAGGGAGCGCUCCACCCAAAAACCUCCCUGUGAUUGAUCAGGUUGCCACGUUUGCGUUGAAGACAACAACAUGUCUGCAAACAUUCACACUGAGCCGAGUGGUCGGGAAAGGCAAACAGGAAACUCCUUCAAAGUAAAAGUUGUGCCUUACUACUGAAAACAACACAUUUCAAAAGGUGCAACUUUUACUGUGGAGGUUUCAGGUUUGUGUUGCACUUUCCUGUUUGCUUCACCACCCGGCUUGUUGGUCGAGGGUUUACAGGAAGAGAAGUCACAUGACAGCUGGGAGCGACAGCCUGCCGAACCAACCACAAAGAGGCUUCCUCUGAGCUCAUCUACCAACCUGCAGCAACCUCACAGUUGGUUAAAACACAGUUUUCUGUAGCACCUGGUGGUUGGUAGGUGGUUGCCAACCGGUCUCUAGGCCUGUCCAACUUUGGACAACGAAUGUUACUCAGUUAAUUUAGAAGAUGCGUUUUGAUAAAACGGUGUUACUUCACAGCGUGCUGAAAGCUCAGUGACUCAUCGGUUUAAACAUCCUCAUCGAAGUCAAAUUGGUCAACUUUCUGACUCCUAACAUUACAUUCAGAUUUGGGAGUUUGAUGAUCAAAUUUCAUCUAAAAAUCUCAUUUUCACAUUUUUUCUCCAACGCUUCUCUGAGUUGUGGCGAGACUAAUUAAACAUAAUCAACAAAAGGGAUCUAACUUAUCUUAUUUAAGUUUUAUUGUGUUACUUACUGAACUACUUUUACCUGUUACUAUAAAAAGGGAACAGUACACAGAUAUAAGCAUGUGGAGUUAAAGAGCUUAAAUGAUAUCUUGAUUAUUGGACAUUAUACUUUUGUUUUGUUUUUUAAUUAAAGGGGAAUUUCACCCAAACUUGAUGUGUCAUCAUCACAUUAAAGCAAAAACUGAAACAACUUCAGACUAACAAAGUGAAAUUCCUCUUUAACUGAUGCUAAACUCUUCAGGUACCGUCUGUGAUCGUCGUUAUCGUUGUUUGCUUUAAAUGUAAGGGAAGAAUCCACUGAAUAUAACCAACUAUGUGCCAUGAUCGCUGCCUUACUUUACUUUUCUUCUUAAAACUAAAUGUUUUGCAUCUCAUCCAUCAUGUGCUUUAAAUAACUCCCUGAAUCUGUUUCCAUGAGCACAGUAGUCAUUGAUACAGUAGUCGAGGAUAUUUAGCGUUGUGCUCUCGCGCCUGUGAUAUGAAGCUGAAUGUCAUUUACAUUGAAAGUGAUGUACUGUAAAGGGAAAUGUGCUUUAAAGUGUUUAAAGUCACACUGAAAUGUUUUGAGGUUGUGGAAGGUUGUGACACUGAUACAAGGCUGUUAAUCAUCCGUGACGUUAAGAAUAUUUGGAGAAGUGUUUUAAAAUGUAAAUAAAAUUAACUACAAAUA